GUCGAAAGAUAUUAAGAAUUUAGUCAUGGAGCCCAAUAAACCUGAUUGGAAUGAUAUCGAUCUAACCAUUUACUUCCAGAAUGUUUAUGACGAACCUACUGGGUCAAUUGACUACAACAUCAUUGGGAAAUCAGAGAUAUCUAAAAAAUCAGAAUCAUAUCAAGCCUAUUACAUCGAGAACAUAACUGAGGAGAUCAAAGGAGCUUCUGGAAACGCCUCGAACCAAGCUAGACUUCCAGACCUUACCCAGCAUACAAUUAAUGAGCAGAGGCCAGUAAUCCUCGAAGAAGAAAGAAAUGUAAGCUGUCAGACUAAGCCUGUUAGCUAUAUUCUGAAGUAUUUAGAACCUCGGGAGGAAGAUUUUGGUAGCACAUUAUAUACGCUUCUCAACAAGAUCGCAGGUCAACAAUCUCUUAAAAGGGUGCCUCUCAAGAAGAUUCUGAAGAUCCUAAAACAUACAAAAGAGCUCAUUGACAAAUUCUUUCAGACCACCAAAGAAAAUUGAAAAUCUUACAAAGACUUCAAUCAGAAAUAAACCUAUCUUAAAAAAAGCCCUAUUCAUCCUCCACUACCUCAUCCUCCACCUUACCCACAAAAUCACCCACCUACCCCAACCCCUCACCCCACCCUAACACUCCACCUCACCCCUCCAACCCUCCACCCCCUACUUCUCCCCCACCCCUCCACCCCCUUCUUCCACUAAAACCUCCUUCCAGCCCAGUCACAAACCAGUCACCCCACAGCUGCAGCUGUGGGGUGACUGGAAGUGUAGAGGGGAUUGAAGAGGUUAAAGAGGAAAUUUAGUGAAAGAAGCUUGGAGGGUGCCGGAAGGGUGCCGGAAGGGUAGGUUUGAUAGCGAGGGUGUAAUGUAGGGCUGGGUUUUGGGGUGUUGGGGAAUUUUGAAAGUGGGUGGAAGGAUAGGGGUUGUGGAUAGGUUGUUUUUGGACUUUUUGGGGGUAAAUUUAGAGUGUCUACUAAUGAUCCGCUGUAUAUCGUUUCUAGAGGUAGUGAUCAAGAUUUGGAUUAAAAUCAUCAAAGAUGCUGUUAAGAUUGAGCUCAGAAUACUCCUGGUGUUUAAAUUAUAUAAAGAUCUCAAUC
Messenger RNA from Moneuplotes crassus, 1098 nucleotides. NCBI's taxonomy places the organism in Eukaryota, Ciliophora, Spirotrichea, Euplotida, Euplotidae. The record is from the annotation of a GenBank genome assembly.